AUGACCUCGCUGCGCGUCAAGCUGGACGCCCUCGGCUACCCAGAGGCAGAGAGCCUGCAUGUGGACGAUGACGAUGGUGUGCGCCAGCUGCUGAUCUGGCUUGAGGCGACAAAGAUUAGACGGUACUCGGUCGAGGAGCGGAGCCAGCUGGUCGAUGCGCCCCUGGACGAGGCGUGGCGGGCGUAUCUGGCUGCCCUUGAUGCGCCGUAUCCGCCCGAUGCCGGCGCUCGUGCCCAGGCGCUGGCGUGGGUCGUUGGUGUUGCUAUCUCGCUCGAGUAUGCUGAUGCUGUUGCCCGGGGUGCCAUCGAUGCCGAGGCUGACCCCGGGACCGAGGUGGUCGCCAUGGAUGAGGAGCGCCCGGGAGCUGCCGUCGCUGAUGACGCCUCGCUCCUGGCCGACGACGCCAUAGUUGGUGCCAUCCGCGCCCUUGCCGCUGCUCUGGGCAUGCCAGCCGAAGGCGAGCCGCUCGACACACUCCGCGCCGCCUGUCACGCCGUCCAUCGCCGGUUCGGUGCCUCGGGCGCCGCAGCCUCGGCCGCCGCCCUCGACGAGCUCACCGAGGCCGAGGCCGUCGAACUUGCCACCAACAUGGAGAAGACCUUCCCGCUCGGUUUUGACACCGGCGAUCCGCUCGUCAACCGCGCCGCUGCCAUCCUCAAGCUCCUCUACGUCCACGACCUCCGCGAGCUCCAGACCCAGAUCAACGAGCUCAUUGUCGCCAUCCAGAACGUCACUGCAGACCCAAAGACCAACUCGAAGCUCGGCAAGGUCGGCCGAUAAGCGCCCACCUCCUCCCCUCUCGCUCUUCCCCGCACGUAGAACCUUCUGUAGCAUACAACCAAAUGACCAGAGCAGGCA
Thecamonas trahens ATCC 50062 is the source of this 858-nucleotide messenger RNA. RefSeq lists its product as uncharacterized. The record is from RefSeq and is a predicted model, not a curated record. The transcript is spliced from 2 exons. Gene Ontology annotation, biological process: tRNA splicing, via endonucleolytic cleavage and ligation. Gene Ontology annotation, molecular function: RNA binding. NCBI's taxonomy places the organism in Eukaryota, Apusomonadida, Apusomonadidae. Gene Ontology annotation, cellular component: tRNA-splicing ligase complex. The coding region runs from base 1 to 780 and encodes 259 amino acids.